Molecule: messenger RNA, 4446 nt
Organism: Penicillium subrubescens
Lineage: Eukaryota; Fungi; Ascomycota; Eurotiomycetes; Eurotiales; Aspergillaceae
Product: chromatin-binding protein RAD9
Exons: 2
Coding region: 1-4446 (1481 amino acids)
Biological process (GO): DNA damage checkpoint signaling; positive regulation of transcription by RNA polymerase II
Cellular component (GO): nucleus
Molecular function (GO): histone binding
Source: RefSeq, a predicted model, not a curated record
AUGGAGACGCAGGAUAGCAUCGAUAUUGCCAAGUUGCAACGCGUCGCGUUGGGGCUAGAGCACGACCCAUCCCAGUCAUUCUUUUCCGGUCCAGCAGGAAUUGCCAGCGCUUCGCCAGAGCAGCUCACCCAUUCCAAUCACCACCCUUCUGGUCGUUCCCAUGGUGGUGCAUCACCCACUGCCAUAGGGUUAUUAUCGACCUCGUCAUCGAAUCCCUCCAGCUCUAAGCUCAAACACCUUCCUCCCUCAUCCAAGCCUCGGCAACAUGCACUGGACCCCGUAAAGACCUACAAUCCCGCAAUCGACCAGAGCCAAACGAACCCCGUCCCUUCGACACCUUUUGGCAGGAUGGAUUCCGCCGAAGCCGCCCCGGGAGACACCCAGGUUGUCUCGCAGUCAGUGUACGAUAGCAUCAUUCGUCAAAAUGGAGAAUCGAUGUACCAGGGAACCUCACAAAACGGGGCUGAUGGAGCAACCCUUCGAACCUUGCACGAGGGAGAUAGUGGGCAUAUCAAUCUCCUUUCCCAGUUCGAUACUGCACGACACGAAGACAACUUGUCCCAGGACCAAGACGAGGAGAGUAACUAUGAUGAGAACGAAUCUUCUCCGAUGGCCUACAAUCCCGACUUUUUCCCAGAGUCCCAGCGCUUCUUGGCUACAACUCCUGGGACUGCGGUGAAGGUGAACCAGACCCCCGGCACCUCAAUGCGAACACCUAGCAUCUCGCGCAACCCGUUAGCUGGCGAAAUUGAGUCGAGCGGAGGCAUGCUAGCUCUGAGCCAGCUCUUCAAAGCGACCCAGGCCCCUUCGUCGCCGCUGGUACAUACCCAACAGUUGGAGCUGAUAUCCGACCGUCCCUCGCCGAACCUUCCAAUUCAACAUCGUCGCCUUACGAACGCAGUAUCAUCACCCUUGAUAGAACGGCCAGUGCACAUCGCCAGGGAAUCGUCGGAGCCGAACCUUCACUACAUCUCCCUAAAAGAUUCACAGUCGAGGCGUGAUAAGACAUUGGGAGAGAGGCUCACCCGUUCGGCCAAUAACAUGGAGACCAGCGAUGACCUCGAUCAUGAGUUUUACAAAGAGUCGAGUUUUGUUGAGAAUGCACGGCGGCAGCGCCAAAUCGACGAAGAGACUGCUGCCCAAUUCGCUGCCCUCAACGCUCCUUCCGGAUCGACCACCGGCGUAGCCACCUCGCCAAGUCACCCCACUGAUGAACUACGGCCAGAAGAGACUGCACACGAAGCUGCAGGAAGCGAAGAAGAAACAGAACAAGAGGACGAUAUUGGUCCACAGGUGCCUCAAUCGCAAGAGAUCGUGCAGUCCUCGGAGGAGGACAAGGAGAAUUACAACGGUCCCCCAAUGUCCACAGAACCUGCUAGCAGCGCACACGACCGGCUCUCUCAAGCUUUAGCAAUGGAUGAGCAUGCGUCGAUGGCGAAUCAGGGCGCCGACUUCCCUGCUCAAGACUCAGCCCCGGCGGCCUUGGCCAACAACGACCACUAUAUCGGCCGGUCGUCGCAGGUGAUGGUGAAGGAUUCUCAGCAAACACCGUAUCAAUCUCCAAAGCCGGAUGAGCACUCGUCUAAACCACCCUCGCAGCACUAUGACACUUCCGUUGACCAAAUGUCUGACGUGGCAGAAAACUCGCCUGUGUGCCCACGUCUCCGAUCAUCACCACCUGGGUCCCAACAAAAGGAAAGAUCAGGGUCCCAACACAAUACAAACACCGAGAUGCACACCGAAGAAGUGAUUCAGGCUACUUCAUCGAACGAGAUACGACGUGUUCAGUCCAGCAACCCUUCAGAUCGGGAACUACCAGGGCCAAUCCCUUACGGAACGCAGUCGGGUCUUGAGACAAAAUCCUCUUCAAUGCCCUCGCGUGUCACAGAGACCCCCGUUCACCUGCGACCGCAGAUAAGUGAUAUGACUCGCAUGACUAGCAUUCCAGAGACCAGUCCCAACCAGACUCGACCCAAUGAAUGGGAGGGCGAAUCCAACGGCGAUGGUCUCAAUAACGAGGAUGAUGAUCUACCCCCAAUGUUCGCAGUCCAGAGUGUCAACCGACGUUCACGACCAGGGCCAUCUCAAACUCAGUCUUCCCCCAUCAAGAUGAUCCAGGCACAAGAAGUGCAGUCCCAAAUUCUGUCUAGCCCCAGUGGCAGACAGCGACGGGCGUUGACAGCCAUCGCCGCUAGCGCCUCUCCCCAAGUGGACCAUAAAGUGGAUUGGGGACUUGACUUCUUCACGGCCGAGGACGAUGAAUUCAAUGCCCUUGUCAUUGAUGGGUCACCAACACGCCCGAGGAAGAGACGCCGGGGUAAUUUGGGUCAAGCACUUCGGCCGUCCGAUAUAGUACUUCCCUCUACCCCUCGUGCUCAUCCUCCCAAAACCGUGGCUCCCAGUCAACCACAGUCAAGUGCCGAGAAGCCACCGUCAAAUUCACAGGAGAUGCUGGCAGUUCACGUCCCUAUCAGCACAAUUUACUCACAACUAGAUUUUUCCUCCCGGCCCUUUUCACGGUCUGCUUCACGGCCCCCUGCACGAUCUACAUCGAGACCGGCCUCACGAUCAGCUUCACGACCACCCGCGCGAUCUAGGUCACGACCAGCCUCACGAUCGGCCUCACGACCACCUUCACGGUCAGCGUCACGAGCUGCCUCGCGAGCCCCGUCGCGACCCCCAUCGAGAAGGAGCGAAAAUGUUUGGGAGGUUGAGAGUCCGCAGCGUGCUGUUCGACGGAGGUCCAGGUCCAGACCUGGUAGAUUGAUGACUUCGCGGGAUCCUCCACCGCAGCGCAUUCCAGUCAAGUUCCCAGAUGAGAAACCGCCUGCACGGCCUGUGGUUGUGCAUAAUCCCCAACCAGUUUUCUCGUCUGAGCUGACAGACGUCGAGUUGCUUUCGGAUAUUUCAAUGCUGUCAACCAGCAACAUCACAAAGAGUCCCUCAACUACACCUCAGCCGCACCGUACCGCUCCUGCAUCUACCACCGACGACUCCGAAAUUCGUGCACCGAACCAAGUCAUUGCCGUAUGGCAGGGCUCGAAGCGGGCUUACUACCCUGGAACAUGCUUCGGCGCUCCGGUUGGAGUCACCCAGGGCAAAUAUUGCGUCAAGUUCGUAGACAGCCUUCCAGUUGAGGUGAACAAGGGUGUCGUGAAGCGGCUUGAGCUUCGAGUUGGCGACACCGUCAAGGUUGAAAUGCCCGGUUUUCCCAAAGUGGCCCAUGUCAUUUGUGGAUUCAGCGAUCGGCUUUCUCGAGAAGAGAUUCUUCGUGCUGCCGAGAAUGGCUUGUAUCCACAGACCGAUGUACAUGGGUACAGCGCCGUGCUCGUUGCCUCGAGGCAACGCAAUAGUCUGCCCAAUGGUACUUUCAAUACGCCAGAGACCCUGACCAAGGUGCCAAUUUCCCGAAUCUACAUGGAUACAAACCUGUGGAACCGGUUUAAGGACCGAGAGUUCACGCACAAGCCGGACACAGCGCCACUGGAGACCACGUUCCGUGCCUCGUCUAUGAGAUCUUCUUUGCCGACAUCCCCAAAUUCCCGUGCGGCUCGUACUGGCUACGACACCGCUGGCAUCUUCUCAAAGAUGGCAUUCGCCGUUUCCUACAAGGAGAAUGAAGCCUCCAAAAACCGGAUCACGAGGCUCAUACGAGACAAUGGUGGCAUGUUACUUAAUGACGGCUUUACGGAAUUGUUUGAACCCGCCUCCGUCGAGACACCUAAGAAGGGCGACACUAUCGAUGGAGUCUCAACAGUUAAUAGCCUCUCCCUCGAUUCGGACGCAGCGGAGAUUGGUUUCACUUGCUUGAUUGCCGACACACACUCUCGGCGGGAGAAGUACAUGCAGGCGUUGGCUUUGAAUAUCCCAUGUCUGUCAGGCCGUUGGGUUGAAGAUUGCGUUGCUAAGGGUCGCAUUCUUGACUGGGAUAUCUAUCUCUUGCCUGCCGGAGAAUCAUUGUACCUUAACGGAGCCACGAGGUCUCGAAUCAUGGCACCCACCUCACCAAUGGAGUCUCGUCUGUCAGAUACUAUCGACUCACGGCCAAGAUUACUUGACGGGAAAUCUGUCCUUAUUGUUAUGGGCCGUGGAAAAGCAGAGGAAAAGCGCAAGGCUUAUGUCUUCCUCACGCUGGCCUUGGGUGCCUCUCGCGUUGAGCGUGUUCCUGACCUCGAGACGGCCAAGGCCCUUUUGGACUCUCGGGUUGAAGCCUCCUCUGCUUCCGGUUGGGAUUACAUUUACGUGGAUGAUGCAGACCAGACUGCUGCAAAAUCUAUGUUGGCUUCUUCCAAAUCACAACCCGUCAAUUUUGUUAACGGGAGGAAGAGGAGGAGAUCGACUGUGACUAUGUCGAGACCCGAUUUGACAACUCUACUGGGCCCUCAGAUCGUGGGCAGUGAGUUUGUCUGCCAAAGCUUGAUUCUGGGACGGCUGUAUGAAGAGUGA